AUGUCGGAGCACGGAAAUGCUGUCUUCAAUAAUUCCUGCUUGCGGGUGCCGCGAAAUCCUGUAAAUAAAACGCCAUUUCCGGUCUGCGAUCAGAAACUCAUAAACCAAUUGGAAAACGAAGCGCGAAAACUGAGCAUCAGUCCAACAUCCUCCACCGGAUCCGCGGAUCACCACAAAUCACUCAUAGAUUUCUACGACAGUAUACCAGAGUAUAACGAGGUUAAUCAUUUAUCAAACAAAGAGUUUUACAAGAGGUUGGAAAACUUGAGACAGAAACAACGCACUUACAACGAUUAUCUAGUCUAUCAGGAUAAGAUCGAGAACCACCAAACCGCUUGGAUUGAUGACUACAAAACGCUAUCGACAGGCAGAACACCGGAUACAGAGCGGAAAUCCACCGCUGAGGAAGAAUGGGAAUCCAAGUCGCCUUCACGUAGAUCGGUUCGCAUCGAAACACCACCUACAGAAAUCCGCUUCAAACCCAGAUGCGAAUCAGCAGACAUCAAAAGUGUCCCAAACAGUCCUAGAAAGGUAGCUUGGAAAGAUUGCGGAAUCACAAUACCCAAACCUUUCCAAAUGACAAUUAGAAGUGAAACAGUGAAAAAACGUAGCAAAGACCAACUGAGAGCUCAAAUGCGUCCUUUCUCGUUCACGCGUCGAGAAGAGGAAAUCCUAACAAUUACUAAACGUCUAUCGAAAUCAUCUCCGAGUAUUUUCUCUCAGGAAACAUGUCCAAAAGUUAAGCAAUUUUCGGCUAAACCCGUGCCGAGAAAUCUUUUCAGUAAUUACGUUUACCAGAAGAUGCACGAAGACGAAUUCUACAGAUCAUUGCAGAAGAAAAUUCGAGCAGAGGAGAUGCUUAAAGCUUCAUCACUUCCACCGGCCAUGGCCAAACGCGAGAAAACUAAACCCAAAUAUCAAAUUUGUCCUAGAUCCUUUCGCGAUUUGUAUUUGAAUGAAUCCAAUGGGACAAACACCAAUUUUGAUAAGGAACUGGCAGAAUUAGAACUUGAUUUUGUUCUAAGGACACCUAGUCCCAGACAAUGCAAGAAGAAGGCCCGAAAAAGUUGUAGAAAAUCACCUAGUAUUUGCAGAUCCGUAUUAGAUUCUACAAAUCGCUCUAAUUUGGCUGCAGUUUUAAGAAUGCAAACAGCUAGGAAAAGAAUGGAAGAUGAUAUUGCUCGACGGCUGGAAGAGGUGAAGAUCAAAGAAGAGGUAAGGUGGCGCGAAAAGGUCCUCCGUAGGAGACCCGUCUGGCAAACGUUAGCUUAUAACCACGAAGAAGAUCUGCAGAUGCGACUGCAAUUACGCAAGGAAGAAGAUAAAUUGCGUAAUGAAGAGCAUAAAUACAAGAUGCAAAAAAUGCAGGGCAGAGUUAACAGACAGCCGACAUUGUUUGAAAGGCAAUCACAAAUCAGGAAUGCUAAAACUAGAGAAGAACUAAUCGCUAGAUUAUACGGAAAUCUAGAGAGAUCUUGUGAAAAUUCCAAUUAUAAUGAGAAUGACUCUGUGAAAAGAAGUGUAGUAGAAAUGAAGGACGAAAGUAUUCAAGCCCAAUUUGAUGAAAUUUUCAGAGACGAAGAGAGUGCUGCAAUAAAAGGAACUGAAGUCGUAGUCGAUGAGGAUUAA
Messenger RNA from Nicrophorus vespilloides, 1629 nucleotides. Its product is annotated as protein FAM161A. The record is from RefSeq and is a predicted model, not a curated record. The transcript has 5 exons. Gene Ontology annotation, biological process: cilium organization. Gene Ontology annotation, cellular component: cilium. Lineage: Eukaryota; Metazoa; Arthropoda; Insecta; Coleoptera; Silphidae. The coding region runs from base 1 to 1629 and encodes 542 amino acids.